Messenger RNA from Haliotis rufescens (red abalone), 649 nucleotides. RefSeq lists its product as uncharacterized. The coding region runs from base 100 to 402 and encodes 100 amino acids. The record is from RefSeq and is a predicted model, not a curated record. NCBI's taxonomy places the organism in Eukaryota, Metazoa, Mollusca, Gastropoda, Lepetellida, Haliotidae. The transcript is spliced from 4 exons.
AACUCUACAUGUCAGAACACAGAAACCAACGGUAAUGCAAGACUAGCUUGCUGAUAUUGGGCCCUACUGUCCUACAACCACUGCCUGUGACCACGAAUCAUGGCUCGGAAUCUUCUACUGACGCUGUGGGCAUGCUUGUGCUGCAUUCAGGGUUCAGUGUCUGAAGUCUGCUAUGACAUCUACGGUGAAGUACUUACCUGCAUCUUCGGUUGCUGUGCACCCGAUUUGAACAUCUCUUGCUGCUUGAGUGAUAAAUUUGAUAUUCUGCUGGGUGCAAUCGUUUUGGUGACCAUUCUGUACCUGAUCAUACAAUGUUGUAUACGGAUUCACAGAUGCGCCAAGGCCGGAUCUCAUCCAGGCCUGUACAGUACAGUGGCAACGAACGACAGCGUAACAGUUUAGAGCGCCAACCCCGGUCCUCAUCUGCUGUACCAGGCCGCCAAAGAAAACAGCUUGUAUUGAUGACGACAAAGAGCUUGAGGCUACAUGUGGAAUCUUGCAUUGAUGACGACAAAGAGCUUGAGGCUACAUGUGGAAUCUGGAGGAGCAAUUUACUUCAGGAAAUAUAUAACUAUACUCUUUAAAAAAAGAAACGCAAAGCCAGAUUUGUGUGAGGGAGGAAGAUACAUUUAUACGAGGAACCGUACAA